CUAUCAUCUCAUCAUCUUCCUUCUAAGUUGCAAUUAAAUCUUUAAUUACCUCAGUUCAUCAGCAUUAUUUAGCUUGAUUCUUCAAGUGCAGUGUCCAAUUAAUGGCUCCUUUUACUACAAUCGUAUUUCUUGUUUUGUUAACAGUCCCUCUGUGCAGUGCAACUCUUGGAGUGCAAUACUAUGAUCAAACAUGCCCUCAGGCUGAAGAUAUUAUCUAUCAAACAAUUCGCAAUGCUUCGAUUUAUGAUCCUAAAGUCCCCGCACGUAUUCUCAGGAUGUUCUUCCAUGAUUGUUUCAUUAGAGGAUGUGAUGCAUCAGUUCUAUUGGAUUCAACACCAGGAAACAAAGCAGAGAAAGAUGGUCCGCCCAACAUCUCUCUUGGAGCAUUCUACGUGCUCGAUGAUGCCAAAACUACGCUCGAAAAGGCUUGUCCAACAACUGUUUCUUGUGCCGACAUACUUGCCAUCGCAGCUAGAGACGUCGUUGCUAUGUCUGGGGGUCCAUACUGGAAUGUACUAAAAGGAAGGACAGAUGGGAGAGUAUCAAGGGCAAAUGAGACAGUAAACUUACCAGCUCCAUCCUUCAACACUAGCCAACUCGUUCAGAGCUUUGCCAACAGAGGAUUAGGAGUGAAAGAUUUGGUUGCUCUUUCUGGUGGACACACACUUGGGUUUUCGCACUGCUCUUCAUUUGAACCCAGGCUUCAUAACUUCAGCUCAGUGCACGACACUGACCCGACCUUGAACGCCGUAUUUGCACAGACCUUAAAGCAGAAAUGCCCCAAACCAAACAAAGAUCGAACUGCAGGGCAAUUCUUGGACACAACUUCAUCAGUAUUCGACAACAACUAUUACAAGCAAAUUAUUACAGGGAAAGGUGUUUUUGCAUCAGACCAGAGUUUGUUGAAUGACUACAAGACUGGUUGGAUUGUUAAAUCAUUUGCCAAUGACCAAGCUUUGUUCUUCAAGGAAUUUGCUGCUUCAAUGAUCAAGCUUGGAAAUGUUGGUGUCCUUGAAAAAGGAGAAGUUAGAUUCAACUGCAGAGCUAUAAACUGAGAAAGCUGCGUUAUAUUUCCAAAGUUUGUUUGAAAAUGAGUGUAUUUUGUGUAUCCUUGUUUGUCUUUUUUUUUUUUUUUUUUUGCUGGUGAAUAAUUCUCUAAAUUGCGAGGCUUAAUGAAAUAAUAAUAUCUGUACACUAUGUAUUAAUGCCUUGUAACGUGCAGAGAUAGCAGAGGAAUAAUAACAUCAUCAAAUUCUUACA
Molecule: messenger RNA, 1260 nt
Organism: Lycium barbarum (goji berry)
Lineage: Eukaryota; Viridiplantae; Streptophyta; Magnoliopsida; Solanales; Solanaceae
Product: peroxidase 66-like
Exons: 3
Coding region: 102-1055 (317 amino acids)
Biological process (GO): hydrogen peroxide catabolic process; response to oxidative stress
Cellular component (GO): plant-type cell wall; plasmodesma
Molecular function (GO): heme binding; peroxidase activity
Source: RefSeq, a predicted model, not a curated record